Molecule: messenger RNA, 15576 nt
Organism: Pocillopora meandrina
Lineage: Eukaryota; Metazoa; Cnidaria; Anthozoa; Scleractinia; Pocilloporidae
Source: the annotation of a GenBank genome assembly
UGAACUUUUUGAGGUAUCAGUAACUCUUAGACAAUGGGGUUGAUCAGCAAAGGAGCAGGUCACCAGAAAUUCAUCAAAUGGUACUGACUGCAGAACCAUUGAUUUUGUUGAAUGAUUAUAACUACUGUAACAAGACUGUUCCACAAAAAUAUGCAUUUCAACAUAACUCGUAUGUACAGGUCCCAUAUUUCAAUUCUUAUUUUAAACUUACCAUGUUAUAUGCUAUAUUGCAUGAUGUUUUAAUGGUGUGUUCAUGAGAAAGUAAGUUUGUCACUGACUGACAAUGACUGAUAAGUUGAGGGAAUUUUACACUUCCAACGAUCUUACUGAUCAUCACAUUCUCUUUUGAAGAAUGAGGUGAUUCUGAGGCAAGUACUCCACUCGACUUAGCUCGUCCGUAUCAUAAUCAUUAGCAGUUUAGAGUCAUUUUUUCCAAUGAAGAAGUCCACUCUCUUCUAUUUUUUCAGUCCACUCUCUUUAGCUUGUAACACGCACUAAACGUGCGAGAGAUUACUGUUAUCUUACUGCGUAAACUGUACCUUUUCGUAGAGGAAAGUACGCCUGAUAAACAACACGUGUCUCUACUAUAUGGAACUUUUUGAAAAAUGGUAAAAUAGUGAGCAGCACUGCACGAGCUGAAAUAGGAAUAACUUGCUUCUUCUUGUAAUUUGCACUCGUAUUGCAUGAAAAAUGCAUCCGUUUUCAGCCAAUCAGAUGCGCUCAAUUUUUUCAUGUGUAUUAUUAUUAUUAAGGGUAUGAGCUCAAUUUGAAGGCAACUUCUGUUAGGUUCGGUCAUAGUCUUGUAUCCAAACUUUUCACGGCCAAUCAGUUGAGUGGUCCCUACAUUUUAGUUACAGUUAAACGGUAGGAUCUAGGUACCAGGUUAGUUCGGUCAGUCUUUGGAAUCUCUAACCGUGGCCAGUAGUAACUGGUUGGCACGUACUUUAACAAAGAUAGAGGUCAUUUGCAUGCAGCCGAGGAUCUUCUUUCACUGAGCACGAGAAUUUCUCAAGUGGGUGAGCUGUGGUGAAUUCAGUACAUUUCUUGACUUCCAGAAGUAAAAGAAGCUGUCGAUUUUUUCCGCUAGAGAACCGGACCGAGCUACAGAAAAUGAGAGCUCGUUUAUCCAACUUACAGGAACAGCUCAGGGAAAAAGAUGACCAGUUGCGAGAGAAGGAAGGGAUAAAUCUAAACCUCCAAACUCGCUUGAAUACAAAAAAUCAACAACUGGAAGAGAAAAUUAGACAGGAAAAGAAUUUAUACCAAAAAGCACAACUAAGGGAGAAAGAGUCGGAAAAGGCUAACUUGUUUAAGGAAAGAGAUCGCCAAAACGGAAACCUGCGUGCAAUGCAUCAGCUGAAGACCAAAAUGAAAGAGCAGCUGGAGAGGAAAGAGCAAAAAUUAGUUGAAUCGGAAUUGCGAUUAAGGGAAAUGAAUCAGCAACUGAGAGAUCUUCAAGUUCAGAUCAGAGAGAAAGACAGAGCAACUGUUGCUUUGCAAGAACGAUUAGGAAUUACGGCACAACAGGUUGGCGAGCUAGAAGAACAGCUGACAGUAAAAGACCGGGAAAAGAAUGAACUAGAAAGAAGCCUUUCAACAGCUCAGCAGAUAUUACGUGACGAUCAGGCUCAAAGAUCACCAGACUGGGUUAUUCCUCGUAAUCAAAUUCAGCUGACGACUAAUUCCCUCGGUAGAGGAAGGAAGGAAGGCUCUGUGGUUGUGUCGUUGCUGCGAAAACGAUACAUGAUUUGAUUCUUUCUCCUCACAACCGCAAGUUGUUUGAACGAGAAAUAGACAUUGCCUCAAGAUGUCGACACCCUUGUUUACUGCAAUUCAUUGGAGCAACAAACGACGACCACACACACCUUUGUUUCCUACAGAGGUCAUGGAAAUAAGCUUGCGAGCACUGUUACAAGAAAGAUUUUUUUCACAGACAGAAAUCCCCGUUAUUGCUCUGGAUGUGGCUCGACGACUAAACUACCUCCAUCAAAAACACCCCAUCCCUAUUCUUCACCGUGACAUUAGCAGUGUAAAUGUGUUGCUCUGGAGACUAGGUACUCAAUGGCGAGCUUAAGUGUCAGAUUAUGGCACUGCUAAUUUCAAAAAACAGACCAUGAAAGUUGCACCUGGGGCUUUAAUCUACAGUGCACCUGAAGCACGCGCUACAAACCAAACAGUCCAGGUUAGCUCAGAUUGAUGAUCUUAAUUCACUUUUUUGACUCGAUGAGAUUAUUCGUACUUUUUUAUUCCAAUUUAUUUUAUGUACUAUACCUUUAGACAUCGUAACAUUUUGAUGGAAAGUAAUAUAUAAGCCUCCUUUCUUUGUAACUGGGCAUUUUUUCCCGGGUAGUUCUCUUCUUUACGAUGGCCGCCUUUUUUACCUCAGUUUUGGAACUAAAUCUUUCCAAAGUUGAACCACCAGUCGAAAAAAUUGCUUUCCUCAUAUAGAAAUGGUGCUCUUAUAUGUAAAAGACAUUUUUCAAAAGUAAUAAUCUGAAAAGUAAGAGUUGUCUCACUAAUUCAUAGUUUGUUCGAUAAUGGGCAAGUGCCUUCGCUGUGAAAUAUAGAUAACAGUGACGGUUACUGGCCUGAGUCUUUUUAACCUUAUUAGAAGCUCAAAGACACUUUAAAGUGAGAGAGGAAACAAUGCUUGAAUGUUGUUUCCUCCCUCACCUCAAAGUGCAGGAGGGGAUCUCUUGGGAAAAGGCUAAAAACGAAUCAUCUCUGUUACUGCAUUCGCCGUUAAAAGCGUUGGUUUAAUGAGAUUCCCAUGCAGCAAGAGUUACUUUCUUCAUAUUCCGCCUAUUCUAGGAAUUUUCCCACAAUAGCCUUAAAAGCAUGCACGAUGUUGCAUCUCUCUGUGCUGUCAUUUAUUUCUUCAUUUUCUGUGGUCAGGUUGAUGUCUACAGUUUUGGUGUACUUCUUUGUGAGAUGUCCAUCCGUGAAUUACCAGAUCCUGAAAGACGAGAACAACAAGUAGCAAUGUUGGCAAACAAUGUGCUUCGAGCUCUUAUCCGAGGAUGUCUGGAAACAGACCCUCAAGCCAGACCAACUAUGGAAGAAAUAAUUAAUGAAAUAGAACCGGAAGUGCAAGGCACCUUUUGAUAGAGUUUUCUAAUCAACUUCAAACAUAAUGUUGUCUGUAUGGUUUGCAGUAUUGCUGCUGUACCGGACGAUCACAAACAAGAUCCUGCAAAGAAAACUCUAUCUUUCCCGAUGUAACUUAAGUGUACGGAUGUAUCUUCUGAAAACCUUGUAGAAUUUUUCUGUCUAGGCGUGUUCAGCUUUCCAUCAUUCCUUACCUAGGUAGUUACAUGCUGAUCUCGUAAGGAUUUAGAUGAAAGCGUCCGUUUGGUGUGUAUUAAGCGGAAGCGUAAAAGAAAGAAGGCACACUCCGAUACCACGAAGAAGGAGUCAUGAAGAGUCCAUUUUCAGGCACCUGCUUUAAUCGAUAAAAUCAGGCUUGGCAUGGAAAGGCCCGACUGAGCCUUCUCAGUGUAAAUCAUCAAUCUUAUUGUCAGACUUAUUUAUCGUCUGCAAAUGUAAUAACGUAUCAUUAUGAUUUUUUUACCUAACGUUUCAUUACAAAACUUUCGUACGUCGAUAGAAGUUUUUGUGAAGAUAUUUGCAGUGUGUUGGUUUGGUUGGACUAAAUACAGCUAUCAUUUUGUUUGUUUUUGUUUUUCGUGUGUUCUGGUCGUUUGGGUGAGAGCGGUACUGAAUGGAUUGCUCUUGGUGACAAGGAAUGACCUUUAACAAGCUGAGCGGAAGACUCUGGUGAUGACUUCCACCCAGGGUGUCGAAACGAUGGUAACGUCCACUGGAAAAGAUCCUUUUAGGACUUCUCUAACCUGUUCCUUCUGGGUUCAGAUCAUUUACUGUAAAAAUACCUCACGAUGUUAUGCGACUCAGUGUUUUCGUGAAAAGUGACAGUAAUGAUACUUCUCACCAAAAAUGACAAUUGUUCACUUAUGCCUUGUUACUGACCAGAUUUCCAGAAGAAAAAUUUGUUUUAAAACCGAGUAGUGGUUAUUCAUCAGAAUCCACAAUAAGUGACUCUGAUCUAAGCGUUCAAAGUAACAAAUCAGUAAAGACAUGAUCCUUGCAAGCGAACAUCAGUAAAGAGAUUCAAGAAAAGAAGUUUGCAAAAUUCAGACUUUGAUAGGAUUCGAACCCGAGCACUUCCGGGCGCUAUAACCAAUUGAGCUGCGGAUCCUCAGGUUGGAAUUAUUGCAAAUUCUAGUGGCACUGUUAUUCUCGUAGAGGAUUAUAUUAAAUGAAAUAACUAAUAUUUUGAUCCGAGGAUGAAAUACAAUGAAAAGAACUAAUCUUUGCAGGUGAGCUGCAGCUGAAGAAAUUGCAAAAUAGAAGCUCUUCCCCUCGUCCUAUCUACAAAAUUUCUGUGGUCUUCUCUCAAAAAUCAGUAGAACUUAGAAUUUCAGAGCUUUCUUAUUUGCUCAUAACUUUUAAUUUGGCCAUAUCUUAUUUCCUUCAGUUCUAUAAGCACUUAUGUUGUCAAUUUUGAUCCUCAUCUGUAAAAGAUCGUUCAUGUUUUUUUCAAUAGUUGUUGUUGCAUGGCGAAAGCAAUAUGUUUAGUUGUUUACCCUUAGAUCCUUGUAAGAGUAGUUAAGCUUGUUCUUGUGAGGGAAACAAAACUUAAUAAGAUAGCAGCUCUGCAAGUUAUCCUUGAAAUCAACUUAGACGUAAAACCAAAGACCUCAGUCGUCAGCAAAAGGUGUCAGGCUCGUACCAAGGUGAUCUUACAUGAUAACCACCUGCUAUGAAGCGAAGAAAUUCUAGUUUGUAAUGAUAAGCCUGGCAUGACAUAAAGUAUGUACAACUCAUCUAAAACAUUUCUUACGCAAUUAAGUUAAAGUGUAAAAAGGAAUCAGUUCAUUUUUGAAACUAAAACUUAAAAAUCAAAUUACUGUGCAUGUUAACUAAGUGCCCAAAUAUAAAGUUUAAUGCCUACUUUCUCUGUGCCCAAACAUAGAGUUUAAUGCUUCCUUUCUAAGAUUCGCGUCCUUCAUAUCGCGAAACUACAAACAAAUGUUGCGCUCUUUCCAUUGCUCGCAGUGCUUGUAAGUUUGAUUUUCCAUGGUAGUAGGGGCGGCCGUUUUUGGAAUAUCGAUGACUGUAGCCUUAUUUAACCAUAACUAGCAGUAAUAUCGCGAUCUGAUCGGCCAAUUUGCUGUUGUCGAUGAGAGUAAAGACAACGCCGCUCGCGUCCACUUGUCACGCAAUGGUCACGCAAUUAAAGAAUCGUUUCAUUUGACGUCGUUAUUGUGGCCACUGAGAUGACGAUUACCGUUGACGAUAAGCGAACAGACCAUGCUAAACCACUGCCGAGUUGUUUAAAUAUUGAAAAAGAAGAUUUCUUUCGUCUGCUCCAAAUCGCUUCCUUCCCAGAAUACUUUUACAGUGAGAAAUUUACAUAGUGAUAAUUUUAUUAAGAGGACUGCAAAACAUCUCUUUUUGAAAUGAAAACAUAAUGAAUCCUGAAGAAAGUAAGUUGUUUCGAUAUGAUUGUCCAACGGUCAACUCAUGGCGAAGUCAAUGAUUGAAGAGAUUAAAGCUUGACAGUGAUUGAAAAGAGCCCUUUACCGAGACACCAGAAAAGAGGGAAGAUUUGGCCUUCGUAAGUGCUGUAGUCGUUUUUGUUGAUAGAAAAUUGUAAACUAUAUCCUGGAUUUUCAGUAAACACUUUAAACAAGAGCUAACGUAGAAUACUUCACAUUUGGCAUAUCAUUUGGGUUGAAGUCAAACUUUAAAGUCAGCAACUUUAUAUUAGGAGGUUUUUCUCUAAGUGUUUAUAAUUUUCAAAUUAUGAGCGAUUUGCCAGAAGGCAGGCACCCACCUGCUCUCUUUCCAGCCCUUAUGCUUAUGACUGAGAAUGGAUUUCCACACCCGUUGAAGCAAACAGGCAUCCCUAAUUUACACAACCACUAACACUGGCGACGGAGAACACCAUAAGAUUGCAUGAAACCCUUCAUCUCAAGAGUAAAAUUCAGUUCGGUACGGCGCUAGCAUAUUCCUCCCCCUUGCUAGCUACGUCCUCGUGUCCGGUUCUCAGAAAGCGGAAAGCAACUCACUUUUGGGGUCUCCAAGUUUCACGAUAACCGCUUAGGAACGAGGCCGAGUGGCAGAAGAGAGUUUUUUUUUCAACAUCUCUUUUAUCUAAGAUACUACUUAAUUUUUCUGUAUCGAUCAACAGUAUACAUUCUCAAUUGCUUUCCCUUUCCCUUUGAGCGACUGAUCAGUUCGUAAUCAGUUCUUGGGAAACUUUAAAAUAUUAGCGUAUUUGCUGUCGUUCUUCUACAAUGCAACUAAAUUGAGUUUUUGUCCUUUCAUUUUGUGUAAAUACGUAAGUGUUCAGCUCCACUCUAAAUAAUAUCAGGUAGGCUUGAUGGUGAGUCUUCUCAGGCAAUUUUCAGAGUGUCGGGGUCUUGUAAAUGAAGGAACUAACCCGGCUUCUAAAAUUUACUUCUCAUGAUUCGAUUGAGGAAUGGUUUGGUUAUAAUUCCUAAUAUUCUUCUUGUGUUUCUUUCAGUUUUAAACCUACGGAAACAAUUAAAUUUAAACCUUUCAAAUUUUUCAAAAUUCCUCGUCCACUCAUCCGCCGUCUUAGUUAACGCUGGCCGUAAACGAGCCCACAGUGUGGUGCGAUGAUCCCAGAGUGCAAUACGCUCGCGAUAUCUGCGAAAUGUCAUGCAUACAGAAGUUGAUCUGCACUGUUCUAACUGUGGGAUAACAUUAAUGAACAUCGUACGCAUCGUUUAAUUUGUCCAUUCAGUUUCCAAGCGGACGCUGUAAUAGGUUAUAGAGCCCGGAAAAAAUUAUUGUAUAGCUUACAUAUUUGAAUUUUUGAACUUGAUUGGCUGAAGUAUAAAAAACUGUAAUUUUUCUACGCAGCAGAGAAAACCAUCCAAGAGCUCGCACAACUUCACUCUAUUUGCUUUGGAAGACCUCUAUGAAGCAAAGAAAUCGGUAAGUCACCUCUCCUAGUUGGUACUAUUGUAAUUGAGGGCUGAUCAUGAUAUUUUUCAUUGUUUGAAGAGCAUCAAUGGAUUAUCUGAUUCAGUUGUCACUCGACAUUCUAUAAUGACGGUUUCUUUUAUAAUGGCCACAGAAGCCAAAAAGCCGGAAGAACUUUUAUUUAUAGUCUGUCUUUAAAAAGAGUUAAUUACAAAACAAUUUACACUUUGCUAUAAAGCUCAAUUCUUCCUGUUAGCUCAAAGAAAAAUAAAGUUUAUACAGUGAAAAAUUUAGAUAAGUAACCCUAUAAUCAUCGCCAUGCCAAUGGAUUUGAAAGGCUUUUGGUAAUACUGAAUUCAGACAAUGGGCGAUCUGUCGCUGGGUUUCAAUGUUUCAAUGUUGUGUGUGGAAACGAGACAAGCAUGAUACUCAAGUUUUGUUGCACUUUGGCUUGAGUCUUUGAUCUUUGCAAUUCUUGCAUCAACUAAAAUCCUUGAGGGGAAAGCCAAAAUGUUUUUCUCAAACAUCAAAGAAAUCACUCUGGAUAUGUUUUUUGGCAUACCUCAUUACACUGAGACUUAUAGAAAAUCACUGUCCACUAUGAAAGUGUUGUAAAUAGAAGGAAGCUAACUACUGUAACAUUAGUACCAAAAUGGCUUAGGCAUAAGCAAAGUUAUAGUUCUAAGCUAGUACAUGAGUGGUCAAUUUAAUUUGUAAACCCCUCAAAUAGUUGUUUUCCAAUGCAUAGAGUCAUAAGUACAUUCUUAGGGUGAUAUGACCCAGCAACUCUGAUAAUAGGACUGCAGUGCAAUUCUUUGGUCACUUCUUUGCUGAUUGAUUCCAAGGUAAAAGUUGAAAAUUACUAGGUAUGCUUUGUUGCCAGCACAAAGUUUAAAGUGUUCCUCCUUCAUGUUGUCCAUUUAUGUUGCUUUUAAAAACCUGGAUUUCCUCUUUUUUCAGGGAUUACUAAGAUUAAGGAAAGGGCAACAACUAUGUUUCAGGAGCCAUCCGGUAAACCUGACUUCACAUUCAGAUGCCAGGUUUGAUCCUUAUAAUUUUAAUUAUCCUUUUAAUUAUCACCAUUAAACCCAUUAUUAGUGUUAUUAUUGUUAUUGAUAUUAUUAUAUCUCUCCUCAUGAAUUAACUGCUCUAUAACAUGGAUUUAAAGCAUUUGGUUUAUUAUCUGUUAUAUUAUUCUCUGGUGAGUAAACUGUGGUUGACUCAAGAUAAAGUAAAGUACUUUGUGCAGGUAUAAUCACAUGAUUCCAAUUGGAGUGUGAUAUAAAUAUACCCAUGGUAUUUUCUAAAAUUUACCAGUUCUCAUAAAUUUAUUCCAAAUAGCACAGGAAAACUCAAGGGAUUACUUACUAAUAAAAUAGAGUAAUAAUCACUGAGUCACCUCAUAAAAGUAGCACAGAGGCAAAGCUCUCAAAUCAUAAUAAUAAUAAUAAUAAUAAUAAUAAUAAUAAUAAUACAAGAAUUUAUAUAGCGCCCUUUCCGUGAGCUCAAAAUCAUGUGCAAAACUCAAAAUAAUUUCCAGCUAUUGCUGGUCAAGUUGUUCACUCAAACCUAUUAUUGUUCAGACACCAAGUUUUGGCCAGAGAAAUGUCUAUUGUGUCAUACCUCAGUAAAUCCUGGGGGGUCCCCCCCCCCCCCUCCAGUAUAUUUUUCGGGCAUUUUCCCUCCUCCAUUACUAUUGCGCUGUUUAAUAUUUGCUCCAUUCUACCAAUGUUCUGAUCAAGUAAUAUCUGCCUCUCCAUAUAUUUAAGCAGUUCAGAAAGCCACAAAACUUUAGAACAAAAGUUUAUCAACAAACACUUUUCAUCCAGCUGAUUUAUUCUUUUUUUUCUUGUUACCAUGUUCCCACUAAUAGCGUAACUCCUUUUUCUGCAUAUAAAGACACACACAACCCACAAUUCCUUUAUUCACUCUGAUGCAGGGCUAAUGCUCCAAAUGUCAGCUUUGAAACUCGUAACAGUGGCCAAUUUAUGUUAUCAACUCAGUUAAUAAUAUCAAUUUACCUUGCUAUACUCUUUCAAUGAUGCAGCACCACAGUUUCUUUAGAAACUUACCCCCUUUAGACCUAAUACACCAAACUACACCUGCUACACUUACUGCACCAAACUACACCUACUGCACUAAGGUACACUUACUGCACCAACUACUUGAUUUUAUGAUAGAAUAAAUGUUAGUUUUUUUCUUAGAUAUAGUGUAAAACCUUGCCACAUUUUUGUGAAAGUAAUCAUGGAUCUCUUAUAAUUAUAAUCUGAUCAAGAUUCCCUCAAAAAGAAUUAUGUAAGAUUGGAGUAAAUUUGACAUAUUCUUCUCAAAGUUUCUAGGAACUAAAGACAUCAGAAGGGAAGCUAUGUACAUUGAGCCUCUGAAGGAAAUAAAGGUAAUACACCCUUAACGUGUUGGAUCCUAAAGCUGUAACAACACAUUAACAUAUUGUUAUUCAAGCUAAAUUGCUUAAAAUGGUUUCAUAAUUAAUUCUUUGAUGGGUCAGUGUUUCAACACUUUUUUACUCCUAAUCCCUUAAUAAAUGGAAUCACAAACACUGCCCAUCAAUUUUCUCUCAAUAAUUAAUGAUGAUGUGACAGGAACAAUACAGCUUGCUAGAUACAUGCCUAAUUUUACAUUUAUGGGUCUGCAACUUUUAAGAAACAAAUGGUAAUGCCAAUUUUUUAAUAUUUAAUUGCAAUCAGCAUAUUACGGUUCACCUUACUCAAAGUUACCUUUAAGCUCCCUUCACAUGUUGCUGUUUUGUUAACAUUCAACAAUUAUUCACAGAAGGUGAAGUGAGUAUUGUUGUAUGAUAUUCACUGAGCAUAAGGUAAAUAAUUAUUUUAGUAUAAUUGCUUGUAGGUGCUUUUGAAAUCUAGGAAUUUGAUAAGUUUAUUAAAUUCAAUCAGCAAAAACUUCAUGUCUUUCUUUUGAAAGGUGUUACUCCAAACUUACUAGCAUCUUUUGUGCUAUUUGGAAUUGAAUUUUCUUUAUCAUGUUCGUCACUUCUUCUGUAACACUGACAAAACCUGAGGCAGCCAUUUUGAAAUUUAGUGCUCCUGCUUUAAUCACCACAAACAAGAUAUGAUGUAAUCCUCUACCAAUCAGAGGCUGUACAUCUAUAUAAUCACUGGAGCAAUUUUAGUAUUAUUAAUUAUGUUCAGUGUGUGUGAGGCAAAAUCACUGAAUUCAAAACUGCAUUGUAACUGAAGUUUAAACAAUCUGUGAAGUAUGUUCAGAGCCACCUUAAAUACAUUACAUUGUUGCAGAAUUAAGGUGGCACUGACACCACAACACACCUUUAUUUUGAACUUUGUAAAAACAAUCAAAUUUGAUAUGUAAAUGUAAACAUUAGGAGCUCACACAUACCUGGGUUUAUGUACCUGUAACAUGUACAUGUGGUUCAUUUAUCACAUGCAUGAAUAUAAAUUUGGCAAGGGCUGCAACUUUUCAUGCAUAAAUCAGUCUGAUUGCUAAAUGUUGCUGUAAAUUGUAAUUCGUCUUUGUAGGCACAAGCAGGAGGCUUUUAUUCAGAAUACAUGGAGACAUCUUGUAAACUAUGUAUUACUAAGACUGCAGGUGUCUGGAUAGAGCAAGAGGGACAUAGAGUAAGAGAACAGAGUUUAGAAUUUGUUUAUCAUAAUAUUGUAUAAAUUUUAUCCACACAAUUUAAACCAGUUCUCAAAUCCAAUGUCAAUUUUUAAAGUCUAUCUAUUUUGUCAAAAUUUGUGCGGCUAACUUGCUUGUUUGAAUUAUCUCACACAAUGCUCAGAAAAUCAUAGUUAAGUUCUCUUAAGAGGUGCCGUCUUGGACAUCUUAGAAAUCAUCUUCUAGAAGUGUUCUAAGUUUUUCUUUGACUAUAUUUUUGUAGGUUGGAGUGCGUCCAUGUCCCGAAUGGAAAAUAAUAUGCACUAUUCAAGAUCCAGAUGACAAAACAGUAUUUGGUUAUGUGUGCUGUUCACCUCUCUCCUUUACAUACCUGCGUACGCUUUAUGCUUUCAAGUCCGAAGUAAGUGAAACCAAAGAGGCCUUGUGAUAAUUUAGCUGAAUUAUUAGGAAUUAGCCUGUUUAUUUAUGGACGAGUUUAAACUGGGAAUCUUGUCUUCUUUAAAGAAAAACAAUAUGCAAGACUAGGCUUUGGAACUCAUGGGGGUUCUUUCAUCGGAACCAAUAAAGAUUGCUCAGUUAUAUAGGGCUAAGGUAGAGAAAGCUCAGAUUGUCAAAGCAAUGGAUUUGUUCCAAGGAUUCUAGAGGGGUUGCCUACAUAGCCUUAGAAUGGAGCCAUGUUUGACAGCCAUCACUUGGCAAUAAGUUUGAUUUGAUCCCCAAGACGUCCCUUGGCGUAGUUCUGUCUCUACGAUAACUAGUAUCAAUCUGUUAGGUACUUAGGUUGCGUUAAAAUCGCAAAAUCUCUCCUUUUCACCGUAGCGGUGAAGGUUUUAUACUUUAAGAAAAAAGGCUGUGGACCGACCAGAAUAUCUACAGACACUGUAAUUUCAGAAGUAUAAAGAUAAUUUUUGGUGAUGUUUUUUGAGCCCCAAAAAGUUAUCUUCCUUUGCCCAAGUUCUACCGGAGGAAAGGUAUUCCAGGUGAUUUCUCUUUGAUGAUUGAGGAUGAUUGCAAGGGAUAACUAUUGCAAAAGUAUCGGCCAUUUUUGAAAAUGACGUUACUAGCCAAUUUUUUGUGUGCAGUUUUACCCCUUGUCUUAGAGGUAAAUUUUUUUUUUCUUUAGACAAACAUCCUUAAUUUAUAAUACAGAUUACAACUUAAAGACUCGCAAGUGCAUGUCUCGAUGAGUUGCGAGCUUUUGAUGUAUUGCAUAACGUUUUUGCUCUUCAGGCCGAGGUUAUCAUCAGAAUCUUGAGCAAAUAUGCGGGAGCUGCGACUAAUAUCCUGACAGAGGCGGCUGGAUCACUAUAUGGUAUGUACUAUUGAGCCAAAGUGCCCCAUGUACGUUGUUUCAUAGUUAGCCAGGUUAGUUUUUUACUACGUAAAUGACUUAUUGAUUUUCUCGUCGCCUGUGUCUUUUUUUAGGGCGCGCACCUCUUCGAUAUCAGCUCGCUCUUGUGCAGGACUGUCAUUAGUUACAGAGUGCUUAUCAUCCCCAUCAUAAUCUUCAUCAUUGUUAUUUUUUGUUCAUCUUAUCAGUUUAAUCAAACAGAAUCCUUUACGUGACCUAAGGGCACGUGUAUAACGGAGGCGUCUAACCACUUUCAUGUAGGUGCUCUGUUUAAGAGCAGUCAAGGUACACGCAGAUAAAUAUCCAAUUGGAUGUUACUACAAGUGCCACUCAGUUUACUUACUCCAACAAUGAGUGACGAAGGAUAACAGCUCGGCUUAAUUUCAUCACAUUUCAAAGUUUCCAGUUAAUGCCGACCUGCACCACUUUCGAAUGAGUUCUCCUUUAGCCGUUUAGAAAGUUAAAAUGUAUGACUGAAAUAUACAAAUACACAAGCAAAACCGGGCAAGCCUAAAAAGCUAUUCCAUAAAAUUUCCAAAUUUUCAUGUUGUAUUUUUCAAUUUAAAACAUACAUAUUCGGGUCUCGAUCUUGAUUCAUAAUCCCAUUCAUUUUCUAAAUUUGGAUCUUUGUACCUUUUACAAGGAGCCGGAGACCUCUCUCAGAAUUUGACACAUCUACAGGAACAACUGCAAGAAAAAGGAAGGAAAAAGGCCAACCUCUUGAGGCAAUCAGAAAAUUUCCAAAACCAGGUGGCGCGAAAAAAUGAUGAGUACUUAACAUUGCAGAGUAAACUUCAGCAGUUACAGAGUGAAGUUUCCAUCUUACAGAGACAGCGAGCGGAACAAUCCCAGGAAGUAGAUGAAAUGCGUCGUCAAAAAGCAAAUGUUGAAACACAACUAAGGCAAAAGGAACAGCAACAGCUCCGGGAAAGAGACCAAGUGGCAGCCCAAAACCAGCGAUUGAGAGAGAUGGAACGACAACUGGCGCAAAGAGAGAAGAGUUCCUAUGAUUGGAUUAUCUGCCGUAAUGAAGUUCAAGUGACCGAUAAGCGUCUUGGGUCUGGAGGUUGGGGAACGGUUUAUGAGGGCAGAUACUGUGGUUGUGCUGUUGCCGUGAAACGAAUCCACGAAGAGAUUGCAUCACCCUUUAGACUUAAAAUUUUUCAGCGUGAAAUUGACAUGGCUUCAAAAUGCCGCCAUCCAUGUUUGCUGCAAUUUAUUGGAGCAAUUAUUGACGAGGAUUGUCCUCUCCUGGUGACAGAGCUAAUGGAAACAAGUCUACGGCGACUUUUGAAUCAAAGAUCUCUGUCCAUCCGAGAAGUCUCCAUAAUUUCGCUGGAUGUGGCUCGGGCACUGAACUACCUUCACCGAAAACGACCUGUACCGAUGAUUCAUCGUGACGUCAACUGUGCUAAUGUGUUUUUAUGGCGACAGGCCGGACGGAAGACAGGCAUUCAAGAGGUUCAAUGGAGAGGAAAGGUUUCCGAUUAUGGCACUGCCAAAUUUGUAGAACAAGUCAUGACUCGAACUCCAGGAUGUUUGGCGUACAGUGCACCUGAGGCGCGUACAACGACCCAAACAGCGAAGGUAUCAUUACUAGUGGUUUGUGGGCAAUGUACACUCUAUUUUGGCCAGAAAAGCAGAAUUAGUUAAAUGAUCCAUUUAAUUAAUAAGCACCCGGUAUUUUUUUGUCGGCAGUGACCAAAUUAUAGUGAACAGUAUGAGAGCAUAGAUAAUAUAAAAGCAGGGUUUUCUUAAGUAGACAAAAGAACGAGGGUUGAUCCAAUAGUUUAUGAUAACUGCACUCUAUCAUUUGAAUUGUGUACUUUAAGCUCAUCUUGUUUUUUUUUGUAGCAAUUCUAUCUAUUCAAAAGGAGAGGGAACACAUGCGGAUGAAACAAUGUAUUUCUGUUCUGCUUAUAGUCAAUGGCACUAGAAAAUUAUCGUAUGUUAGGUAGCUCGCUAUACUCGACUCGAAGUGACCUUAUCUUUACCUAGUCAUGUUGUUGAAUAAUUUUUAGAUCGAUGUCUACAGCUUUGGUGUUCUUCUGUGUGAAAUGUGCAUUCAAGAACCUCCAGAACCUGAAAGGCGUGAUGAGCAAGUCGACAAGAUGUCAAACCGAACGCUGCAAGAGCUCGUGCGCCAGUGUUUGCAAACGAACCCAGAUGAUAGACCAGAUAUGACAAAAAUCAUUGACAAACUUGAGAAGUUCCAGGAAAUGCUUCAGGAGUCUUAGUGUCAUAUUUUUAAAGAGGGGAAUGUAAGUUUUAACACCAAAAAUCUUCUCAAACAGCCAGCACAAUCACACACGUUUCAGUACGUUUCUAUGUCAAGGAGAGAAAUUGGAAUCAGUCAAUCAAACAUAUCAUUCUUUUCCUGGCGCGUGAUAAGUUUAUGUGAUUUUGUUUCCUUGUUUGGUUUUCUUAUGUUUUUGGUGUUUUCCUCAAGUUACAAUACGUAUACAAUACUUAUGGCACUCAAUUUCCUAACGGAAUCGAGUUUAUAUGCGGUUUAUUAACGGUUCACGGGAAAAAAAACACAGGCCUCUUGACUCUAUACGUAUCGCUUUCUGCACUCGUGAAAUAUGCUUAGCGCACCAUUUGAUUGUCUUUUGGCGAAACUGCUUGUUUACAAACACCCCAAGUUUCGCACCUUUUAAAAGGGUAGAUGUCAGUCUUUAUGUUAUCACUAGGCUUUCCCUUCAGUCCUAAUUAAAACUUUCCGAUAUAUAUAUGUCUAAGACCUUUUUUAUCUCCAUCUGUGUGUUAUGUGCAUUCAUUAUUUGCCAAGGUAUCAAAGGCGUGAUCCUUAAGUCGAACGGGUAAAUUAGUGCUGAUGGUGCACAAGAAUCAUGAUGACACUCCAAUAAACGUUCAUUUACUCCGUAGGCUGUGACGUUUCAUCCAGAAUUGUCUCCAAGCAAGGCCUGAGACGAGAUCAAGUAUGGAAGAGAACAUUUUCCAAUGAGAACAACUAUAGUAAGAUUGUAGAUUUAAGCUGUUAGCGUGAGGUAUAUGUAGUUUCUAGGUAAUAUUCUAGCAUUCUUUACCAAAAAUUGUAGAUAACGUGGAAAUUCAUCUUAAAAUUCACGGUCAUAAUUCAACAUAAAAUUAUAGCACAGGUAAUAAAAAACAUAUCAAAGAGAAAUUGUAGCUGGUUGAAACUGCAAUUUUUGAUUUGCUAUUGUCAUGUGUUCCAAGUGGUAUUGAUGACAAUAUAAUUUCCUUAGUGAUGGGGAUUUAUGAUGAGUAAGCGACAGUUUUCUGUCAUUACCUUUUCGCUGGCUGGAUAAGCUCCAUCUAGUUAAAAGUACUCAACCUUGGGCCUCUCUGCAGAUAAAAUGCUCCCACCUGAUUGAGUGUCCAUUUUAAGUCUUUCUGUGAGAACCUAAGGCGCCCUCAGUCAGAAACACGAAUUACAUUCGCAAAAAAACUAGUUGUUGCAGAUACCUUUAAAAUAAUAAGAAAUCUGUCAAGGCUUAAAAGCCCUUCUAAGACAAACAACCUCUUUAGAUGACUGCUUUAUUAGUCAAGCGUAUUAAAAGACGAGGUAACACAAAAGUAAGAGCCAAAGGCAUGUAUGUGACAGAAGCUAUAGUCCAGGAAAUGGAUAAUAAAAUUUUUUUUCUUAAAAGGUC